Ostrea edulis (European flat oyster) is the source of this 1202-nucleotide messenger RNA. RefSeq names its product P2X purinoceptor 7-like. The record is from RefSeq and is a predicted model, not a curated record. NCBI's taxonomy places the organism in Eukaryota, Metazoa, Mollusca, Bivalvia, Ostreida, Ostreidae. The transcript is spliced from 4 exons. Gene Ontology annotation, molecular function: ATP binding; monoatomic ion channel activity; purinergic nucleotide receptor activity. Gene Ontology annotation, biological process: monoatomic ion transport. The coding region runs from base 201 to 1004 and encodes 267 amino acids. Gene Ontology annotation, cellular component: membrane.
GCUGAUACCAAAUAAUUUUUUUUCGUGUGAAUUUAAACCAAUCUAAAUUUACAUACAUCUUUAUAUAGAUAAAAUACAAAUCUUCACCAAAAUUUGCUAAUUAAAUCCUAGAGAUUAAAUGAAAAAAACAGAAAUGAAACUAUUACAAAUAGGCAGCUGUUCUCGUGAAUAUUCAGGAAGCCGGAGUUCCUUUGACCGCUAUGCGCAUGUGCGCGGGAAAACUAACACAACGAUUGAAGAUGGAAGAAGAGAUAAGUUCAAGUGCAACUCCAAGUCCUGAGAGACGGCUACGGCCAAGACAACAGAGGGGAGUGGAAAUGAGCGACACAAGCUCAACUUCUAGUCCUGUUAGGCGUGGAGCAGUAAGGGGGAGAGGAAGAGGACGACCAGCAGGCAGAAGAGGAGCAAGGGGUGGACGUGGAGGAGGAAGAGGCCAAAGAGGCGGACAUAUAGGAGACGUAGCAGCAGCUGCACUGCAGGACAGGCAGAGAAAUCUCCGAGCGCGUAUAGAAGAAAUGAGCGAUACCAGCAGAAAAGAACUGCUGAUGAAAACAGGGGACAAGCACCCAAGUCUGUUGUUAGACUUAAUUGACCAGGAAGCACCACAGGGUGGUUUUCAUCCAGUUCCUGGUGGAGAAAGUCCAAGCUGGUGUUCCUGCCUCAUGUGCCGGGAUAUGCCCACACAGAUUGAGAGGAUCUGUUGUGGCAGACCUCCCAACCAGUGCCAGUCACAGCUGCCGGACUUCCAGCUGUUAAUUCUGGAUGAGCUGGUAUUGACAAUUGCCCAAAUAUACCGACAAGAUGUCCUCGCCUUGCCACAGGAUGAAGAUUACAACAAGGGAAAGAGGUAUGCUGCCUAUCGACAGUUUAUCUUGUGGCACCAUGGACGCCUUGGAGUGGGUGUUAGGCGGAUUAUCCCUAGCUGUUGUACUUGGGCGAUCCGUGACAAGUAUCCCAACCAGUAUGGACAGUACAUUGGCUUCAUCCCCUCUCGUUUAGGAUGAUUUCUUGUACCAUUUGUAAAACUAUUUUAGUUGUGGAUUUGUAUAUUCAAGAUUGUAAGACACUACAUGAUAGUGAAACUUUUGGUUUUAAUUCCAAAUUUUUUAGUACAAGUUUGUUUUCCUGAUAAUUUUUUUGUAAUAGCAAGCCUACAGUUUCAUACAUCAUCAAAAUAAAAAAAAAUUGUCAACACUUUCAAA